Messenger RNA from Sinocyclocheilus anshuiensis, 775 nucleotides. RefSeq names its product fibroblast growth factor 3-like. The coding region runs from base 1 to 771 and encodes 256 amino acids. Gene Ontology annotation, molecular function: growth factor activity. The transcript has 3 exons. NCBI's taxonomy places the organism in Eukaryota, Metazoa, Chordata, Actinopteri, Cypriniformes, Cyprinidae. The record is from RefSeq and is a predicted model, not a curated record.
AUGGUUAUAAUUCUGCUCUUGUUGUUACUGAGCUCCUUGGAUUCGAGUUUACAGGAAUCUCUGGCUCCGAGGCUGACCAGGACCCCAAGGGCACCUUGUGCCAGGGGCCAGGUGUGUGACCCAAGGCAGCGGCGAGAUGCUGGUGGACGCGGCGGGGUUUACGAGCACCUCGGGGGAGCUCCAAGACGCAGGAAACUUUACUGCGCCACAAAAUAUCAUUUGCAAAUUCACCCGAACGGGAAAAUAGACGGAUCUCUUGAUGAAAACAAUCCUUUCAGUAUACUCGAGAUCACAGCUGUGGAUGUCGGUGUUGUGGCGAUAAAAGGCCUGUUUUCUGGAAGAUACCUGGCUAUGAAUGAGAAAGGACGUCUGUAUGCUUCAGAAGUCUUCAACCGAGAGUGUGAGUUUCUGGAGCGCAUUCACGAGCUAGGCUACAACACCUAUGCAUCAAGGCACCAUGCUACCACCCAGCCUCCAUCAACAGGGUCCGGGGCAGGGGGCGGCAAGCGGCGUGCCAGUUCUACGAGGCAGUGGUACGUGUCCAUCAAUGGGAAGGGCCGGCCCAGGAGGGGCUUUAAGACACGGAGCACAGACAAAGCUUCCCUCUUCCUGCCCCGUGUUCUGGGCAACAAGGACCAUGAGAUGGUGCGCAAGCUCAGAGAGAGCCAGCGGCACCAGGCCGGCUCUCACAGAGCCCCUGUGGGUCGGGCAGAACGCAGAAGACGACGACACAGGGGCUCCAAGGGCCACAGCAGAAGGGCUGACAUUUAACACU